UUUUUGCUCUGUUUGCUGUUCUCGAGAAUGUCUGUUUGACUGGAUGAAGUAGGCUAAGGUUGAUAUGUAUCCAGUCACGCCGUUGCAAAUUAUGGCGCGUGCUCCACGCCUGCAGUCCCGUCAUCGUCGCGUCUUUUUAAAAGCUUAUUCAAUUAAAUAAAUGUACAGUGUUCGGUAUUUUAGAAGGAUUCGGUUAUCUUGUCGGGAUUUCCCCGCGGCUGUAACGGAGGGGAGAGGAUGGGCUGGGUCGGAUAGACUCGUGUCAGUUGCUUGCAGUUGGUGUCUUGGCUACCGAACCGUCAACAACUGACUCCCCCUCCUCGCCCACGCGCGCACCGCACCGAAACUUCCCAGCAACGCCGAGCCUGGAUCUGAAAACUUGUGAAAGAGAUACAUGUCCGGCGAACAGCUGGAAGAUCUAAAUCCAGAAAUAGCUAUGCGUAAAGAGCACUUCAACAGCCCUGGUAUUCCGAGUGUGCGAGUUAUUUUCUUCCCUCUUGUUUAUUGCACAAGUGACUCUAUGUAGAGAUAAUGAAUGAACAUUGAUGCAUUAUAUUCUACCGAUUACGGUUUCAUGAUAAUUGAACGGGGUUCGUUCGGAAAGGCUGAGCAAUCUUUCCAGCAUGCUUUCCACCUGUCAGCAAAGUCUGUUUUGAGCUUGUGGUAUGAGCACUGUUUUACAGUCUAAGGCGGAAUCUAGCAGAGACGUAUUGAAGGAGACUUGAUAAAUGUUUUACCUCUGACUGCUCUAUGCAGCUUUAUACAGAAGUGCACGCGCUUCAUCCUCUCUUGUACCUUUUGCGUGAUCACAGAUCAUACGUACAAAUAAAUCAUAUUUUACUAAUAUAGAUUUUAUGGUUCUUAGCUCGACAUGUUUACAGAUGUUGUGAACUUGACCAGAUAUUGAUAAUACAAAGUUAUGACUUUUAUUUAAAUCGUUUGUGUGUAUUUUUUUCUUAGCUCUCCUGGAAGCUUAACAAAACAGAUGUCACAGAUGUGUCAUGCAUUGAGUUUCACCUGCUUCAACAUUUUUGUCUGUUGUGAACCCCACCUAGCAAGUACAGAAUGGAGACACUAUAACGUCUAAAUAAAUGCUAAACUAUUUUACCAUUAAUUGUUUUGCAUAAUGCAUUUGUAUAGUAAACCAUUUAAUGCCUUUCAAUAGCCAGUAUUUCCCUGAACAUGUUGGGUUAGCUGAGUAAGCAGGGCGGUUGGCCAUUGUUGCAACAGUAAGUGAAUAUAUAUGCAUUCCUGCAAGCUUUUCUAAAAUUUUAUGUAUACCGUGAUUGUGCUCAGCCAACACAAGCAGUCCCAAGAGAUCCUGGUAGAUUUGCUGACAGAAGCAAAGCUAAAUUAGAGAUGGAUAAAUAUCUAUCUCCACAACCUGUGGCUCUCCCAGAGCCAAAGAAAUCACGGCGAGACAGUGCUUCUGUAGUGGACCACUUUUUCGGGGAUGACCAAGGUUCCCCAUACAGCAUCAACAUGAAUGUCUACCUGCCUGACAUCGCGUAUUUAAGAACCGGGCUGUGCCGGCCGACACGACAUUCAGUCCCCAACCAGAUCAAAACUGAAACCGUGACAGCUCCUUUUUCUCAUCCAGAGUGCCCGGUAAGCACAAAUGGUCCAUCUCCGCCAACGUUACCAGAAUUCACCAGCAUCUUUAAUUCGAAUUCCACUCCGGGGUCUGGAAUCAACACGGUGGAUGACAAUAGCUGUGUCUUUAUCAAGCAGGAGAUGCAAGGUUUUGACAUACCACAGGAUGGGCCUCUCUUUCAGCUCCUCAAUUCAGAGCUGGAUAUCCCCCAUAAUGCUGUCACAGACUCUCACUCCCACCCUCAUGCUCAGUCUAUGCACACACAGAUGCCCACUUUCCACGACCUGCACUUAGCAGCCCAACAGACUUCUGCCAAGACAUACUGUGGCAUGCACGCCACCGGGUACCCUCUCGGCCCCGGUCACUUUGUUCACCCCCAGGGUCAGGCCCACUCGCAUCUCAAAAUGCCUUACCUUCCUCCCUCACCGCCCACUUCAGAACCAGGCAGUCCUGACAGACAGAAGGAACUGCUUCACAAUCUGACACCACCGCCAUCUUACGCCGCCACUAUUGCUUCCAAAAUGGCCGUCAGCGCACCCAGUCAUCCGACCCCCACCUCAACACGAGCUCCUGCAACCACUGGGUCCAUGCCUGUCCGAUACAACCGAAGGACAAACCCAGACCUCGAAAAGAGAAGGAUACACCACUGUGAUUUUCAAGGUUGUAAGAAAGUUUACACCAAGUCGUCCCAUCUAAAAGCUCACUUGAGGACACACACUGGUGAGAAGCCAUACAGGUGCACAUGGGAGGGCUGUGACUGGCGGUUCGCUCGUUCAGAUGAACUGACGCGUCACUUCAGGAAGCACACGGGAGCCAAACCCUUCCAGUGUGCCGUGUGCAGCCGAAGCUUCUCUCGAUCCGAUCAUCUCGCUCUGCAUAUGAAGAGGCACCAGAAUUAAACACAGAAGCCCACACACAAGCACACACACACUAACUGAAAAACACAUACUUCUUAUUAUGCACUUGAAGUAAACUUAUAUCUUUGUCUAUGCCAUGACGAACCUUAUAAUGUUUGGGGGAAAACUUAUUCUCGGAUUUGACGAGACAAGUUGUCAAGGAUAAAAUAAUUUUUUUAUAUUAUGAAAUCCAAAGUCUUUGCUAGUAGCUGCAAAUGCCAUAGUCUUCAUUUACAGCACCUCAUUCAUUUUGAAAUUCUCUUCAAUGCAAAUAAGCUGUCUUGUACAUGAAACUGCCUUCUCAGCUUCUGAUGUAAAAAAGACUUAAGUGGAAGAUAUAAGAGUGCAGUUACUGUACGUAGUUUUAAACAUUUUAAAAUGGAGCAGUAAAACAUACAGAAUUUGUGAAAUCAUGUACAUACAUCUACAAAGCACUAAGCCAUCUCCCUUUUUACUUUGCACUUGAAUUUGACUGGAAAAGAUGUAUAUGUGUGAUAAAUGCUUUUAAUAUAUAUCACUGGAAUAGUUACUCCUCAAACAGGACUUUUGAUUCCCUCUUCAGGCUGCCUCAGUUGCUGAAAUAUUUAUAGCUUUGGAUUAUAAUGUGCUGCUACUGAACAGCUAUUAUUUCUUGAAUUAUUAAACAAUGGUAUAGAAAAGAAAUGAGAAGUGGAAAGGGCUUCAGACAGCUGUGUGAUUUGUACAGGCUUCUUUAUACAGAAGCAUGCCGACCCAUUUGUUUUCCAAUUGUCAUUGACGCAUAAGCUCAUAUGAAUGAACGAGACCAUGACUGUUCUUUUGAAGUAAAGCCUUUGGAACACAUUUCAUCUUAAAGUGCCUUUUGAUGUUUGUUUUUAUCAGCAUUACAUACUAAAACUGCUCUGUUGUUCAAAAAGGCGACAGAUCAUUCGGAGAGUCAUCAUUAUUUCACUAUUACAGCAAUUCAGGCAUUUGACAAAAAGAGGGUUCAGUUUUACCCCAGAUCUUUCUUGUAAAAAAAAUCAAUGUAUUUAUUGCAUUGGCCUUGUGAUGUGGAAUUUGACAAGUUUUGUGUAAUUGAAAUGCCUUAAUGUAAAUACUAUAACAUUGUAAAUAUUAGUUUGGUUUAUUUUGUUGCUCUGUUCUAAUUUUGGGUCCUGGCCGUGUGAUAUACGUUUUUGAUUUUUUUUAUAUAUAUUUUCAUCUAAACUUAUUUUGUAGAUUUCCAGAUUAUUUCUAAAUUGAUUGUCCCUGUGAGAUUUUUUGUCUAAUGAUUAAAAUGAAAUCUAAUAAAAUCAACUUUUUACAAACUGAA
Messenger RNA from Triplophysa rosa, 3784 nucleotides. RefSeq names its product Kruppel like factor 5a (gene klf5a). The transcript has 4 exons. Gene Ontology annotation, biological process: regulation of transcription by RNA polymerase II. Gene Ontology annotation, molecular function: DNA-binding transcription factor activity, RNA polymerase II-specific; RNA polymerase II cis-regulatory region sequence-specific DNA binding. The record is from RefSeq and is a predicted model, not a curated record. Lineage: Eukaryota; Metazoa; Chordata; Actinopteri; Cypriniformes; Nemacheilidae. The coding region runs from base 1360 to 2493 and encodes 377 amino acids.